This is a messenger RNA of Pseudozyma hubeiensis SY62, 738 nucleotides long. Its product is annotated as fungal specific zinc-finger transcription factor. NCBI's taxonomy places the organism in Eukaryota, Fungi, Basidiomycota, Ustilaginomycetes, Ustilaginales, Ustilaginaceae. The coding region runs from base 1 to 738 and encodes 245 amino acids. The record is from RefSeq and is a predicted model, not a curated record. The transcript is spliced from 2 exons.
AUGAUGAUCAAGCUCACCGUCGCCUUUGUUGUCGCAGCCACCGUGCUUUCGAGCGCUGCCGAAGCCGCUCUUCAGUGCAGCAUGCAGACCUUUAAGUCCAACAUCAUCCAGGUCGAGGUCUUUUCUGCUGCCGACUUGUCCGACAAAACGGUGACUGAAUACGCUGAAGCCCCUUUUGCUGAUGUCAUUCUGACCGCAGAGAAGUACCACUCGGAUGUCGGUGAGACACACCACUACAUCAACAUGCGUCACAACGCAAUCGACUGUCGCCAUGUCAAAGGCGCCAUGAACAGCAUCUGCAACAUCAAUUACGUCGGCGAAGAGCCGGGCAACACUUGCGCUCAGGUUGUGCACAAAUCCCAUCGCCUUGGCUGGGGCACUGGCAAAGCUCUUGACAUUUCCGAGUCUGCUCCCAACUCGCCCGUCCACUUUAGGGCUACACUGGCUCCUUCGCUUCAGUCCUGGACCGCUGGUCUGCCUGACACGUGCGCUGUCCAGACCUUUGACGCACCCGACAAAGGGUUCAAGGUAGUCACCUUCCACGCCUCCGAAAGGCACGAAUGGAACCCUGUCGUCGUUACUCUCGACGAACCUGACCAUCUUUUCGGAAAUGCCUGGAGCUGCCAGUAUGAUGAAUAUCUUCAUGCCGAUGCUCCUCGCGGUACGACCCUGGACGGUGGAAAGACUUGGUCUUUCACCCACGUCAGGUUUGAUCCUGUCGUUUUCUCUGCUCAGUGA